Messenger RNA from Lagenorhynchus albirostris (white-beaked dolphin), 9087 nucleotides. It is a transcript of the gene DGKZ, whose product is annotated as diacylglycerol kinase zeta. Gene Ontology annotation, biological process: regulation of synaptic transmission, glutamatergic; lipid phosphorylation; intracellular signal transduction. The transcript has 31 exons. The record is from RefSeq and is a predicted model, not a curated record. The coding region runs from base 4764 to 8402 and encodes 1212 amino acids. Gene Ontology annotation, molecular function: protein binding; ATP-dependent diacylglycerol kinase activity. NCBI's taxonomy places the organism in Eukaryota, Metazoa, Chordata, Mammalia, Artiodactyla, Delphinidae. Gene Ontology annotation, cellular component: nucleus.
CUGGCCCACCUCCUGCCUGCUGCCCUGCCUUCCAGAUCAGGUCAAAGGGGCUUGCCUCAACCCUUCCUUGCCUUCUGCUUCCUCCCUCCUGGAUCUGUCUGGGUGGGCCUGGGGAGGGGUGGAUCAGGGCGGGCCCGGGCACCACCAUCCCCAGUCGAGGCUCCUGAAGCUGAUGGAAAGGGACCGGCAAAGCGUAGGCCAACCGAGCUCCUGUCUGAGCUCCUGUCCCCGAGCCAGGGCAGGACCCUGUUGAGGUAAACAUGACUGGCCUGGUCGCCUCCUUUGCCAUGCAGCCCUGGCCCACCUCUCCCCGCCGUGCAUUCUGGUUUGGUUUGCUUUGGUUUGGGCAGGAUCCUUUUAGUGAACAGAGACCUAGGAACCCUGCCUCACCAGCCCCAGGCAGGCCCCCUUUCCAGCCGUCCCCGUCUCCUCCCCUCCGACCUCAGCCUCAGGGCCGUGGGAGCAAAGCAGCCAGAGGUGGCUUCUGAGCAGCAAGACCCUGGGGAAGCAGCUCCAGGCCCCGACUCUGGGGCUGCUGGAAAUGGGGCCACACAGCACCCUUCCCAGCCUGCACCGGGAAGAGGGGCGUGAGGGGCCCUUCCACAGCGUGGAACGGGCACUCUGACUGAAUCCCACAGGGCGGCCUGUGUGAGCACCUCUGGAAGCAGAGGGGUCCCCGGCGGCCAGGCCUGGGGCAGAGGGCGUUCAUCACAGCAGGAGCAGACACCCAGGCGGCUCUGGCUGCCAGGCUCUGUUCCUCAGGGGGUGGGGGUGGCCAUCCUGGGAGCUCCAGCUUCCCCUUCCGGGUUCCCACCCCCACCGUGGGCAGAGACAGACCCCAGGAGGUGACACUAUCCACACGCCCUGGUGUCUGCUAUAGGCGUAGGCCCUGCCCUGCCCCUCCUCUCUGCCAGCCGCAGUCAGGUACUUUCUACUGUUAUCUCAUCCGAACCUCCCUUAUGUCAAACCUCCUAAAUUAGGUCGUUUCAUCCCCAUUUUUCAGAUAAGAAAAUUGAGACUCGGAAAGGUUAGUUGGUCAGCCCAGGAAAGCAAUGGCAGAUAUAGGAUGCCAAGGCUCAUGGGCUUUUCCACUUGAAGCUAACAUAGCGUGUGAGACAGUCUGGCCGGGAGGCCAAGAGUCCUGUGCUUCCUAGCCAGUCGCCGAUGAAGCUGAGGCACUGGUGUCCGCUCACCCCCGGCAGCUGCCUCAGCUUGGCCACCUGCAGCCCCACUCGGUGCUGUUCACCGGGGUGCAUGGCCAGCCACCACUGUGCGUGUCUCCCUGUAGCAUUCUUUGUCCUCCCCAGGCUCCCAGCAGCCAGUUGACGGGGCCCGUGAGUCCUUUCCCACUCUGUCCCCUUCGGGUGUGACAGGAUUACCCCAGGUCCCCCACUGGGAGGCUGAGGGGCAGCCAUUUGUGCUCUGCUGUUGGUGUUAGAGCCCUGUGGGGCGUCCUCCGGUGACCUUUACAUGUACCAUGUGGUAUGUGGAAGGUGACAGAGCGUGAGGUGACAAGAAGCUGCCACUCGGAGCUGUGCUGUGGGGAGAAGCUCCACGCCCAAGCAGGGGAAAGGCUGGGACAGGCCUGAGACCAGGCUGGGCUUCUGAGCAGACCCAGGAAAAGCCUCAGCAGAGAUAGGAAGUCAGGAGUCAGGCCACUGCUGACCAGAGGACAGAGGUUUCUAUGGAGACGGGAGGAACAGGAAGCAUGGGGCCUGGGGGGAGCGUAGAGGAGUGGGUGCCUUAGAGGAGAGCUUGUCAUAAGGCGUCAGGUCAGCCAGCUGACUGCCUCCUUGGACCAACAAGGAGACUGAGGCCCGUGAGGGAGGGGCUUUGCACGUGGCCACACAAGGCCAGGCUGGCCUAGCCUGCCCCGCCCCACUCGCAGUGACUGCAUCGUCAGGCCCCUGAGGAGACCCCGGGGCAGUGUGUGGGCUCGAACGCGGUAGGGGAGCACCUGUAAGUCGCCCCCGUGUCAUGAGGCGGAUGUGCGGGCGACCUCAUCCUGCCGGCGCCUCUUGUCGUGGGUCUGGGGCAGUAGGCAGGGUCCAGCCCUCACUGCCACCCAGAGAGCAGCUGCCGCACCCCACCCCACCCCGGUGACUGUGGCCUUUUGUUUUCUGGGUGACACUCGCAUCAGGCGGUGUGUUCGGCUGACUAAUCUCCUCCGGGCUGGGCAGCUGUCACAGGGCGGCCUGACCAGGCGGGCAGGGAAAGCUGACACCCUGGGGCAGUGCUGGCAAGCCAGUGCCCUGGGGCAGUGGGCAGCUGGGCCUUUAGGCUCCUCUUCUGGGUGCAGAGCAGACCCUGCGUCAGGCAGCCCUGGGUUCAGGUCCCAGUCCUGCCGCUGACCAGCCGAGGGAUCUUGGAGCACGUUACUGCACCCCUUCAAGCCUGUUUCCUCAUCUCUGUAAUGGAGCCAUCGAUCCUGCCUCAGGAGGUGGUGGUAGUGAGGACCAAACGAGAUGAUAAACGAACGCACUUCGCCCAGGGCCCGUCGCAUAGUAGGUGAUGGGUAAAUGGGACCGCUACUGUCCUUGUUAUGGCUCCCUUCCCUCCCCCGCAUCCCACCUUAGUCCCAGCUCGUGGCCCAGCAGGGAAGUCCCUGCUCUCUGCCACGUCUCUGGGGCGCGGGCUUUGGGGUUCAGGUAGAGGCAGGUUCCAGCAGCGGCUCCGCACAGACUAGUUGUGCACGUUACCUCCGCAGUCUCCCAUGAGGAACGGGGCAUGAUACAGUAUCUAUUCUUUAGGGUGCUGUGUUUAUUUAUUUAAAUUUUAUUUAUUUAUUUAUUUUUGGCUGCGUCGGGUCUUCGUUGCCCGGCUUUCUCUAGUUGCAGCGAGCAGGGGCUGCUCUUCACUGCGGUGUGCGGGCUUCUCAUUGCGGGGGCUUCUCAUUGCGGUGUCUUCUCUUGUUGCGGAGCACGGCCUCUAGGCGCGCAGGUUUCAGUAGUUGUGGCUUGCGGGCUACAGAGCUCAGGCUCAGUAGCUGUGGCGCAUGGGCUUAGUUGCUCCGUGGCAUGUGGGAUCUUCCCGGACCGGGGCUCGACCCCGUGUCCCCUGCAUUGGCAGGCGGUUUUUUGUUUUUUGCUUCCUCUAGUUCCGGCAAGCAGGGGCCACUCUUCAUCGCGGUGUGCGAGCCUCUCACUGUUGCGGCCUCUCUUGUUGCAGAGCACGGUCUCCAGAUGCGCAGGCUCAGUACUUGUGGUUCAUGGGCCUAGUUGCUCCGCGGCAUGUGGGAUCCUCCCAGACCAGGGCUCAAACCCGUGUCCCCUGCAUAGGCAGGUGGAUUCUUAACCACUAUGCCACCAGGGAAGUCCCUAGGGUGCUGUGGUUUAUAAAAUGCUACACAUGUUUGCAGAGGGCUUAGAACCGUGCCUGUUACAGGUGGGUGCUCAGUAAACGUAAGCCAUGAUGGCAUUGACUUUAGGAGGAAGCCAAGAGCUCUCCUGCCUUUCUCCCUGUCACCUGCAGAGGCUGGCAGACUGUAAGAGGCAGAGACCCGGAGCUGGGCAGACCCGAGCACUGCUUCCCCAGGCAUGGGUGCCUCCGUGUCAGUACCUCCACAGCCAUCCAGGGCCCUGCCUGACACUGCCUGCCCGGGCCCACAGGGCAGUAGCAAAUCAAGGGUGGGGGUGUUGGAUGGGAGGAGUAGGCGCUGGACAUGCAGCCCAGCCCCGAUUCCUCAGACGCAUCAUCUUCCACCUUUUGUCCAGGGCUCCCACCCUCUCUCAGAGGCCCUCAGCUAGCAGAAGUAUCUCUCCUGUCAGCCCCAGGCAGGUGUCCCAUGGCCGUGACUCAGACCUCCCUGUGGCUGCCAGGGCCCAGGAGAGUACUUGAUGGCAGGACACAGGUGUCCCUGGGAAUUCUGGAGGCGUUGCCCCCCUGAAGCAUACCAGGCUUCCUGCCCCUCCCGCACUGUUAGGGGGAGGUGAGGGCGCAGGUGCUCCCAGCCGCCUGUGCGGAAGGGGCGGCAGGGGGUAGGUGAGCUGGCAGAGGAAGCGGAGCCUGUGUUCAGACCAGGUCAAGGGAGGAUGGGUGAGCAAGGGUGGUCGCCAAGGCUCCUGCAGGAGGAGCUCUGGGUAGCUUAGUGUCUGGAAUUCUCAGCGUUUGGGCUUCGAGCAUUGGCCCCCAGGUCAAGGUACAGUUCAUGGGCUUCCUCAGCAGCAGAGCUGGAAGGGUUUUCUGACAUCAUCCAGCAUUUUCACACAUGGAAUGUCCGUAUGUGCCUCUUCAGAAAGGUAAGACCAGAAAAGUUCUUACUGUCGGCCCCUCAGAGCAAGAGCACACACACACCCAGAGGCAGAGGCGCUCUCUCGGCUCUCGUGGCUUCCCACACAAAGUCCCCCUGGCGGCUUCUCUCCCUGUGCAGCUGCCUCUCCAGUUUUCGGGGGGCCUUAGUUCCCCGGGGCCUUCAAUCCCCAAGGCAGACGUCAGAUCCUCUCCAUUUCUAGUGCCACUGUCAGCCUGACUGCAAGUCAGGGGGUCGUAUCAGGACUGAAUUUCUCUUCAGAGAGCCUCGUUUUCUUACCAUGGCUUGGUUGGUGCCAUGUUCCAGGAGGGGACACCUAAGCCUAACCUGUGUUGGUGGCAAAACAAAGGCCUAAGGAGAGGAAAAGCCUUGCCCUCAGCCCCUCAGCCUGUCUAGGUCAGCUCCAGGCUUCCACCUUCCUUUGUCUUUUCUUUUCCAUCAGCUUCAGGCGAGGGACUUGAAGCCCUUUGGGCUAGAGCUUGGUGGAUCAUGGUGCCUGGACAGGGGAUCCCAGAUGGGGAGCUGGCAGCCCCUCCUACCCAGCACUCCUGGGGCCGCACAGGGAACAGUGAUGAGUGCAGGCUCCCUGCUGGAUCCUCUGGCACCCCCAGGCACCCCGUUUAUGGAGCUCAGAGGCCACAGACGCCCCCCCCCAAUGCCUCCCAAGUGUCCCUUCUCUGCUCAAAGGGCAGCGGCUGUGACGGGGCUCCCGGGCACAGGGUGCGCCGUGGCCUGGCCCAGCUCCUCAUGCCCCCGGUCUCCACCCGACAGCCACCCGCCUGCCCCUGCCAUGGAGACCUUCUUUAGGAGACACUUCCAGCGGAAGGCGCCAGGCCCUGGAGAGGGGCAGAGGCGGCCCGGCGGCGUGGGGCUGCCCACAGGCAAGGCCCGGCGCCGCUCGCCUGCAGGGCAGGCCUCCUCCUCGCUGGUCCAGCGGCGCCGCUCCAGCGCACAGCUCCAGGGCUGCCUCCUGGGCUGUGGGGUGGGGGCCCCGCGCUCCAGCCGCCGGCGCUCCAGCACCGCGCCCCCCGCCUGCAACCCCCGCUUCACCGUGGAUGAGGUGCCUGCCCUGCAGCCUGCCACUGUUGGGGCCCUGCGUCUGGGCGCACCCCUGCUCUUGGCCGGGCUCUUGGGCAUGGAUGAGGAGGAGGGGGUCCAGGAGGAGGAUGUGACAGUUGCGUCGUUGGCGGCCACCCAGCCAGGCACCAAGAGACCGGGGCCAUCCCCGCAUCGGGGAGCCCUGCCCGUGCUGCCCAUUCCCCGCUGGCGCCGGCGCCGGGCCUCCUCCCACCUGCUGCCCGCUGACGUGGUGAAAGACCGCGCCCUCUGGGGCCUGCACGGUUACUACCGGCCCCUCAGCCCGCAGCGGCCCUCAGGCCAGCACCUCAGCCUGGGGGGCCGAAGAGCCUCGGGCACCGCAGCUGGCCCCAGGAUGCCUGCCUGCGUGCGCCCGCUGUCCCGCAGACGCCAGGUAGCCCUGCGGCGCAAGUCAGCCGGACCCCAGACCUGGAGUGCCCUGCUUGCGAAAGCCAUCACCAAGUCAGGCCUCCAGCACCUGGCACCCCCUCCUCCAGCUCCCGGGGCCCCGCGCAGUGAGCCUGAGCGGCAGAUCCGGAGCACUGUGGACUGGAGCGAGUCAGCGACGUAUGGGGAGCACAUCUGGUUUGAGACCAACGUGUCCGGGGACUUCUGCUAUGUUGGAGAGCAGUACUGUGUAGCCAAGAUGCUGCAGAAAUCAGUGUCACGGAGGAAGUGUGCAGCGUGCAAGAUUGUGGUGCACACCCCCUGCAUUGAACAGCUAGAGAAGAUAAAUUUCCGCUGCAAGCCAUCCUUCCGUGAAUCAGGCUCCAGGAACGUCCGUGAGCCAACCUUUGUGCGGCACCACUGGGUACACAGGCGACGCCAGGAUGGCAAGUGUCGGCACUGUGGGAAGGGCUUCCAGCAGAAGUUCACCUUCCACAGCAAGGAGAUCGUGGCCAUCAGCUGCUCCUGGUGCAAGCAAGCAUACCACAGCAAGGUGUCCUGCUUCAUGCUGCAGCAGAUCGAGGAGCCGUGCUCCCUGGGGGUCCACGCCGCCGUGGUCAUCCCACCCACCUGGAUCCUCCGUGCCCGCAGGCCCCAGAAUACCCUCAAGGCAAGCAAGAAGAAAAAGAGGGCAUCCUUCAAGAGGAAAUCUAGCAAGAAAGGGCCUGAGGAGGGCCGCUGGAGACCCUUCAUCAUCAGGCCCACCCCGUCCCCCCUCAUGAAGCCCCUGCUGGUGUUCGUGAACCCCAAGAGUGGGGGCAACCAGGGCGCCAAGAUCAUCCAGUCCUUCCUCUGGUAUCUCAACCCCCGGCAAGUCUUUGACCUGAGCCAGGGAGGGCCCAAGGAGGCGCUGGAGAUGUACCGCCGGGUGCACAACCUGCGGAUCCUGGCCUGUGGGGGCGAUGGCACGGUCGGCUGGAUCCUCUCCACCCUGGACCAGCUGCGCUUAAAACCACCGCCACCCGUUGCCAUCCUGCCCCUGGGCACCGGCAACGACUUGGCCCGCACCCUCAACUGGGGUGGGGGCUACACCGAUGAGCCCGUGUCCAAGAUCCUCUCCCACGUAGAGGAGGGCAACGUGGUGCAGCUGGACCGCUGGGACCUCCGUGCUGAGCCCAACCCCGAGGCGGGGCCUGAGGAGCGAGAUGAGGGGGCCACCGACCGGCUGCCGCUGGAUGUCUUCAACAACUACUUCAGCCUGGGCUUUGAUGCCCACGUCACCCUGGAGUUUCACGAGUCUCGAGAGGCCAACCCAGAGAAAUUCAACAGCCGCUUUCGGAAUAAGAUGUUCUACGCCGGGACAGCCUUCUCCGACUUCCUGAUGGGCAGCUCCAAGGACUUGGCCAAGCACAUCCGCGUGGUGUGUGACGGGACUGACCUGACCCCCAAGAUUCAGGACCUGAAACCCCAGUGCAUUGUUUUCCUGAACAUCCCCAGGUACUGUGCGGGCACCAUGCCCUGGGGCCACCCUGGGGAGCACCAUGACUUUGAGCCCCAGCGGCAUGAUGAUGGCUACCUCGAGGUUAUUGGCUUUACCAUGACAUCCCUGGCAGCACUGCAGGUGGGCGGGCACGGCGAGCGGCUGACACAGUGCCGAGAGGUGCUGCUCACCACGUCUAAGGCCAUCCCAGUGCAGGUGGAUGGUGAGCCCUGCAAGCUCGCAGCCUCAUGCAUCCGCAUCUCCCUGCGCAACCAGGCCACCAUGGUGCAGAAGGCCAAGCGGCGGAGCGCCGCCCCCCUGCACAGCGACCAGCAGCCAGUGCCGGAGCAGCUGCGGAUCCAGGUGAGCAGGGUCAGCAUGCACGACUACGAGGCCUUGCACUAUGACAAGGAGCAGCUCAAAGAGGCCUCCGUGCCGUUGGGCACCGUGGUGGUCCCGGGAGACAGCGACCUGGAGCUGUGCCGCGCCCACAUCGAGAGGCUCAGGCAGGAGCCCGAAGGUGCUGGAGCCAAGUCUCCGACGUGCCAGAAACUCUCCCCCAAGUGGUGCUUCCUGGAUGCCACCACUGCUAGCCGCUUCUACAGAAUCGACAGGGCCCAGGAACACCUCAACUACGUGACCGAGAUCGCACAGGAUGAGAUUUAUAUCCUGGACCCUGAGCUGCUGGGGGCGUCUGCCCGACCCGACCUCCCAACCCCCUCUUCCCCUCUCCCCACCUCGCCCUGUUCACCCAGGCCCCGGUCACUGCCGGGGGAUGCUGCACCCCCUACAGGUGAAGAGCUGAUCGAGGCUGCCAAGAGGAACGAUUUCUGUAAGCUCCAGGAGCUGCACCGAGCCGGGGGUGACCUCAUGCACCGGGACGAGCGGGGCCGCACGCUCCUGCACCACGCCGUCAGCACCGGCAGCAAGGAAGUGGUCCGCUACCUACUGGACCACGCCCCCACAGAGAUCCUUGAUGCUGUGGAGGAAAACGGGGAGACCUGUCUGCACCAGGCCGCAGCCCUGGGCCAGCGUACCAUCUGCCACUACAUCGUGGAGGCCGGGGCCUCUCUCAUGAAGACAGACCAGCAGGGCGACACUCCCCGGCAGCGGGCUGAGAGGGCUCAGGACACGGAACUGGCCGCGUACCUGGAGAACCGGCAGCACUACCAGAUGAUCCAGCGGGAAGACCAGGAGACGGCUGUGUGAGGCCGCUGCGCAGCAGGGCGACGGGCCACCAGAGGACCAGCCCCUCCUCGCCCACCUCACUGCCACAUUCCAGGCGGAGGGCCACAGAGGGACCCGGGACCCAGGACCCAGGGAAGGAGCCCUGUGCUGCUCCCUGUGGAGCUGCCCAGACCUAGGGCUGGACUCUGAGGAGCUGGGGGCCAGGGGCUGGGGUGGGGUCUCACCCGGCCCCCUGAGGCCACAGCCUAACCCAGAGGCUCACAGGGGACCAGGAGACUGGACUGGGCUGGGCAGACCAUUGGGGGGGGCUGGGGGGGCCCUCACCUUCCCUGCAGUGGGUGCCCUGGAGUUGAGGGCCCACAGCCCGGAGGGCAGAGGGCCUUGAGGCCCUGUGAGGGAGCCCCCAGGAAGACGCUUCCUAAGCCUCCGGGUCCUUGAGGACCCUCACUCUGAGGCUCCUGGGAGCUUGGGCCCCUCUCCCGCCCGGACACCCCCCCCACCCCCGCCCCCAGGGCUUCUUCCCGAAUACACGGAGCCUGCUGCAUCUGCCUGCCCGCUGCCCUGCUUAGCACCUACCCGGUGACCCUCCUCCCAAACCCAGUCAUUUCACCUCCGACUGUGUGGCCUGGGGGGUGGGGGUGGGGGCUUUCACGGUGACAUGUUUACAGCUGGGUGUGACUCAGUAAAGUGGAUUUUUUUUCCUUUC